AUGCGAACAUUAUUUGGGAGCUGGGUGUCGAGGUUAGCGUGGUUGGCUGUGUUAAACACACUGUACGCUACCUCCGAGUUGAUUCCGAUCGAUCUUUCCAUCUUUGGCAGCACGCUGUACCGUGUGAUCGAUACAUCCGUAGACUCACUCGUUCGAAACCAUGAUCCCAUGUCGGAUCGGGAACCGUGGGAGCUUGGGAAUCUUGUCGGUGGCGAUAUGAGGCUUCCAAGACCACGCUUUCAGAAUGCUCUUGCGGGACCACCGGAUGCGGCUUAUCGUUGGCCGAAUGCAACCGUCGUCUAUUCGAUUGAUGGAAGCUUCAGUUCCACUGAGCUGGAGUUCAUAAAUGGAGCCAUGGGGGAAUUCGAACGACACACCUGCGUCCGGUUUCGUAGACGCCGGGCUGGACAGGACGUUGCCUACGUUUCGAUUGACAAUUCCGACGCCGGGUGUUGGAGUGACGUAGGUCGAGGCGUUGAACGCACCGUACUAAACCUGCAAUCGGGCUGUGUCACUUCGCUCACAACGCCAGUGCACGAGCUGAUGCACACACUCGGCUUCUAUCAUGAACAUAACCGACAAGAUCGAGACCGUUACGUUGCCAUCCUGUACGAGAACAUGUUACCUGACAAAUCUUUACAGAGUAACUUCGAUCUGGUUAAUUCAGAAAACACGACCACUUUCAAUGUGCCGUACGAUCUUGGCAGCAUCAUGCACUACCGGAGGGAUGCUUUUUCAAAACAACCGAACACGUUGGAUACGAUGCGUGCCAAGGUGCCUUGGGACGGUGAGCUAGGGCAAAGGAACUCGCUGUCCUGGUACGACGCAUUGCUGAUCAACAUCAUGUACUGCGGUGUACAGGUACCAAGAGAACCAUUGCCGAUUCCGUCACGCUGGAUUCCUGCGAAGGCUUACGGACGUAAGGAUCGGUUCCGGUAUCGGCGUGUAAUGCGGGGCAAUGGGAAUUACUGA
Anopheles marshallii is the source of this 972-nucleotide messenger RNA. Its product is annotated as hatching enzyme 1.2-like. The coding region runs from base 1 to 972 and encodes 323 amino acids. Gene Ontology annotation, molecular function: metalloendopeptidase activity; zinc ion binding. The transcript is spliced from 4 exons. The record is from RefSeq and is a predicted model, not a curated record. NCBI's taxonomy places the organism in Eukaryota, Metazoa, Arthropoda, Insecta, Diptera, Culicidae. Gene Ontology annotation, biological process: proteolysis.